Messenger RNA from Echinococcus granulosus, 519 nucleotides. RefSeq lists its product as hypothetical. NCBI's taxonomy places the organism in Eukaryota, Metazoa, Platyhelminthes, Cestoda, Cyclophyllidea, Taeniidae. The record is from RefSeq and is a predicted model, not a curated record. Bases 1 to 519 code for a protein of 172 amino acids. The transcript is spliced from 2 exons.
AUGUAUCGCCUCGUGCGGGAACCACCCAGGCCGCCGUCAUCAGGACACUCGAAUCGCACCCUCCUUACCUCCAACAAUGCUAACGAUAAUAACACCUACGCUAGCGCCUUUGAAUGGACCAGUGUCGCUGUCUCUCAAUCUUCCCGUGUGGCCACCACUGAUACCUCUGGCAACGCCACUGCUGCUGCGGCUACUGCUUUGAGUGCGGCUGAUACAUCCGUCGUAGCUCUUGCCAGUGGUAGUAAUGGUAGCGGAGGCGGCGGGUUCGCCUCUUCUGUAGGCGGGUUGAGCGCAACAACAUCUGGAGAGGUUGUCACCGACACCGCCUCCAGUUCUGCCCUCCCUGCCGCCUUCCGCUUCUCCACUCAUCGACCAAGAGUUGGUCAGAGUGGGAUGCGAGGUGGUGGACGUCGACGCCAGUGCACUAUUGCCUAUCGGGUGCGUCUCUUUCCCUUUUGGCGGCGCCGAUUCCUUAUCAAAUUCGAUCGGUUACAACUGAGCGCUCUGUUCGAUCCGUAA